Solea solea (common sole) is the source of this 1494-nucleotide messenger RNA. It is a transcript of the gene slc10a4, whose product is annotated as solute carrier family 10 member 4. Lineage: Eukaryota; Metazoa; Chordata; Actinopteri; Pleuronectiformes; Soleidae. Gene Ontology annotation, cellular component: membrane. Gene Ontology annotation, biological process: bile acid and bile salt transport. Gene Ontology annotation, molecular function: bile acid:sodium symporter activity. The record is from RefSeq and is a predicted model, not a curated record. The transcript has 3 exons. Bases 54 to 1133 code for a protein of 359 amino acids.
GUGCCGUCUUUCUUGAAGGCAACACAUACAGGACAGCGGCCAGUGCGGAGUUCAUGGUCGCUCCCCUGACGGAUUCCCCUCACCUGAUGCCUGCCUUCUGGGAUUCCCCGCUCAGCCACGGGAUAAAUGUGUUUGUUGGACUCGUGCUGUGCUUCACCAUGCUGGGACUGGGCUGCACGGUGGAGGUGAGCCAGCUCGGACAACACAUUCGCAGACCAAUCGGGGUGCUGCUUGCACUGGUGUGCCAGUUUGUCAUCAUGCCUCUGGUGGCUUUUCUGUUGGCUUUGACCUUCUCUCUGGAUGAGGUGGCCGCGAUGGCCGUUCUCCUGUGUGGCUGCUGCCCGGGAGGAAACUUAUCAAACAUCAUGUCUCUGCUGGUGCACGGAGAGAUGAAUCUGAGCAUCAUCAUGACCAUCUCGUCCACGCUGCUGGCGCUCGUGCUGAUGCCGCUGUGUCUGUGGAUCUACAGCCGGGCGUGGAUCAACACACCUGUGGUCAACCUCAUGCCUUUCGGUGCCAUCAUCCUGACCCUGUGCAGCACCCUCAUCCCCAUUGGUUUAGGAGUGAUGCUGAGGUACCGCUACACUCGUGUGGCUGACACUGUUCUGAAGGCAUCGCUGUGGUCCCUGCUCAUCACCCUCAUACUGCUCUUCAUCCUGACUGGAGCGAUGCUGGGGCCAGAGCUGCUGUCCACCAUCCCGGUCUCAGUCUACAUGGUGGCUGUCCUGAUGCCUCUGUGUGGCUACGCUGCAGGUUACGGCCUCGCCAGGCUCUUUGACCUGCCACCAAACAGCUGCAGGGCCGUGUCUCUGGAGACCGGGUGCCAGAACGUGCAGCUGUGCACCGCUAUCCUGAAGCUGGCCUUCCCCCCUCAGCUGAUCAAAGGGAUGUACAUGUUCCCUCUGCUGUAUGCCCUGUUCCAGGCAGCUGAGGCCGGCGUCUUCAUCCUGGCCUACAGGAUGUACAGGAAGGAGGUCCUGCACAAACCUGACCCCAUGAAAGACGGCGAGGACAUAUCGUAUCAAAGGUUUCACGACGAUGAGGACUUUGACUCGUCUUACGGAGCCGUGACAGUGAGUGACCCAAACACCAUCACGUUGGACCCUUGUCCUCCUGAUCCAACUCCUGUUUGAUUUGCUAAAAUAAAUGAAAUGAGCAGGAGAGGAGCUGCAGGUGGAUUCACGGCUGCCAUUCACAAAGAACAUUCAGGAAAAAGAAAAGGAGACAUCCAUAAAACAUAAGCUUCAUUCCUGCAACAUAAACAUGCACGAUUUAUGUCUAAUAUAUUGAUUAAAAACACACCAAGAGGUUUAAAGACAUUGCAUUAUUUCAUAUAAAGUGACAUUUACAUGAAUCAUCAUGCAGUUUAACACACUGCACGUGUGUGUGUGUGUGUGUGAAAACAUCUCACAAUCAAACUAUCCAAGAGACACCAACAAAUGUACAAUGCUGUAUAAAUUAUAAGAAUAAUAAUAAAAAAUGGUUUGUUUGUCA